AUGUUGAGCGUGUGUGCGCAGUGUGCGCUAAUCCCUUCUGGCACGCCGGAGCGAGUGUGGGCAAUCGGCGACCUGCAUGGCGACGUCGGCUGCGCCCUACAUUGGGUGGAGCGCACGGGGCUGCUGCGGAAUGCAUCGUUGCCAGCGGCGGAGUGGGAGUGGACAGAGCCGUCGAGCCAGCUGGUGUUCUUGGGCGACUACAUCGACCGGGGACCGGACUCGAAAGCCGUACUCACCCUGGUGCGAGAGCUAACUUUGCGCUUCCCUGAGCACGUGCAUGCUCUCCUCGGAAACCACGAGCUGAACCUCCUUCUCGACCGGGCGAGGAGCCCCAGCGGCGGCCGCUACCUCGAGUACGCCUACGCCGCUGCUCACCCGGCGCAGUACGAGGCGUGGCUGCCCGAGGGCGUGCAGAUGGUGCCCGACGGCCCGUCCUCGAUCGUCGAGUUCGUGCGCCCCAAGGCCGCGCGCCCGCGCGUUGCAGACGCCCUCCGCCGUUGGCAGCGUGCAUACAUGCGCGGCGCCGCGGCGCUCGCGCAGUCGGACCUCGUCGCCUUCGCGUCGGAGAUGGUUGAGUACCGAGGGCUGCACGGCUCGUACGCAGGCAGGUACGCCGACCGCCACUCGCGGCGUGGUCGACGGCGCGCCGCGCCUCCGGAGCAGGUUGCUUGCGACCGCGUCGCGGCGGUGCUGCGCCGGCUGAACGUGUCACGCAUUGCGGUCGGCCACACGCCCGAGGACAGCGUGCGGGAGCCGAGGAUCUGCGCGCCGCGGCGCGAGGCGUGCGAGGGGCAGAUCGUGCGCCUCGAGCGGAGGGACGCGCGGGCGGCGUGGGUGCUGCACGUCGUGGAGAGCGAGCCGGACAUCGAGCGAGACGAGGGCGCCGUCGAGGACAUGAAGCUGGAGCUGCGGUGA
Messenger RNA from Emiliania huxleyi CCMP1516, 915 nucleotides. RefSeq lists its product as hypothetical. Bases 1 to 915 code for a protein of 304 amino acids. Gene Ontology annotation, molecular function: hydrolase activity. NCBI's taxonomy places the organism in Eukaryota, Haptophyta, Isochrysidales, Noelaerhabdaceae. The record is from RefSeq and is a predicted model, not a curated record. The transcript is spliced from 5 exons.